UCCAUUACAUUACUUGCUGUGCCGUGCGCGAGUGAGAGCGAACUAAACUACGCAGGAUCCUUAUUUUACUAUUUUCUUUUCCCUAAGAUAUAUCAUGGCUGGUGAAUCGUACAAUGAAAAUAGUGAUGUUUCGGCGAUAUUUUUUGACCUAGAUAACACUUUAAUUCAGACGAGGAAGUGUGAUAGCAGAGCCUGCAAUAAGCUUGUCGAGGUCCUGGAGCAACAGUACGGGCUACCACGUGAGGCUGCCUCCGAGAGCGCCACCAAGUUUCUGAGGGCCUUUCGCGCGCGCCCUGAUGACGACUCAUUCGCGAUAGACGAGUGGCCAGCCCACCUAUGGAGAAACUGCUUGCCGAAGAACUACAGACACAUCGCCAAAAAUAUAUCGGAAGAAUGGCUAAAACUAAGAUUUCAAUAUUUGUCUCUAACACCUGACGUUAUCCAUCUAUUAGAGACUUUGAGGGAGGAUUACCUACUGGGUCUGAUCACGAACGGGCCUUCGCGCGCCCAGUGGCAGAAGAUCCAGCGCCUUGGCCUGCGCAAGUACUUCGACUGCGUGCUGGUGUCGGGCGACCUGCCGUGGGAGAAGCCUGACCAGCACAUCUUCCUGGAGGCGUGCAAGCUACUCAACGUCGAGCCCAGGAACUGCAUCAUGGUUGGAGACAAACUUGAGACCGAUAUCAAGGGUGGAAAGGAGGCAGAGCUUGGUGGCACCGUCUGGAUCCCCCUCCAAAAAGACGAAGAGUCCUCCGACCUACCCGACUUCACCAUCGACAAGGUUACUGAGCUCCCCGAGGUCCUCCCCAACUCCCCCAAACUUAGGCGCGCCGUCGCCCCUGACGUUACCUGUUGACAACCCUGACUCAAACAUAAAAUUAUAGACCCGUUCACAUAAAUCUACCGAACGUUCUCGUUUGGUUUUCACCGGUGGAACGCUACAACGCGAUUGGUUGAUGAGUUCGCGUCACGCACGCGAUUGGCCGCAACUAGUUGCGUUGGACUGCACGAAUGGCUCACAUUCGUGUGCUCGCCGGUGUGUUGACCUUGCUUGGUGCCCCUAAGGCCCGUCGAAACCAAGUCAAUAAUGUAUAAGAACAAGCCUUGACUAUUGACUAAACGCUAAACGGUCAAUGUGACCACUACUGACUACCACUCUUCAGUGGGAUUUGCCAAUUUAUAUUCUCGACACCCAUUCCUAAUUAACUCUGGUGAGGCUACUGACAUGUGACUAUAAUAACUAACUUUAUAUCCUAUCUAAUAAGAAAAUUAUGCACGGAAUCGCCCUAUACUAGUAGAGUAGUUGAAGGAUCUCAAUCGGCCGCUUUCCGGUCAAAAUUGUGAUCAAACGAUCACGCAUUCACGAUUGAUUUAAGUACAAAAGUAGCUUUAGAGUUUAAGUAUAUUUUCUAUACUGAGAAAUUAAUUCUUCAACGUCCAGAGCUUGUCAAGUUACCGACGAUAUGUUGCGAAUGUAACUGAACCUCUAUGAGAUCUGAGUUGUGUAUAGAGAGUGACAUUAUAGUUUAUUUUUUGAAGACUUGUAUAGAGAGUUGGUAGGGCUAUUGGAUAUAUUUUUUAUUAUAAUGUAUAGUCAUUCUUAUAAGCUUAGCAUGAUUUCGUUGUAUUAUUUUUUAAAGUAUUUGAGUCUGAUGUAUGCAGGAGCUGGCCACUAUUCAUGUGAUACCUAGUAGGAGGUAAGUAGUUUUGUUCUCUAUAAGUUAUUUUCUAGACAAUUUAUGUGACUCCGGUCGCAAAGUAGUAUCUUUUCGAAAAGUAUUCAAGUACAAGGGUUGUUAAAUGUGUUGUUUAUUUUCUUCGGUAGAUAUAUGUAGGUAAACUUGUAGAUUAAGAUAUAUGUGGGACAUGUGUAUAUUUAUGUAAGAGACAUGCUCCUACAUAAUUUGAAAUAGUAUCAUGAAUCAUGAUGUAACUUGAAGACUUUUUUAUUGUUACCCUUAUGUACAGAAAGUACAUUUUGUCUUCUUCAUGCAUUUGAAGAUUGAAUUUAUUGAGGUUGACUUUGUAAUUUUGUUAUUCUUAAAUGGACAUUUACGUUAUGCGAAGAUUUUGGACUUGAUGUGAUUUUGGAGCUAAAAAUGCUACAUUCUGGACUUUUGCUGCAGUGGGAAGAAACCAUAUCAUAAUUAUUUACUAUUGAUCGGCCAAAGUACUCUUAUGAUGGCAAAAGUGAAUGUGUACAUAAUAAAUAUGAUAUUUUACUACA
Molecule: messenger RNA, 2224 nt
Organism: Leguminivora glycinivorella
Lineage: Eukaryota; Metazoa; Arthropoda; Insecta; Lepidoptera; Tortricidae
Product: N-acylneuraminate-9-phosphatase
Exons: 5
Coding region: 95-853 (252 amino acids)
Molecular function (GO): hydrolase activity
Source: RefSeq, a predicted model, not a curated record